This is a messenger RNA of Rodentolepis nana, 882 nucleotides long. NCBI's taxonomy places the organism in Eukaryota, Metazoa, Platyhelminthes, Cestoda, Cyclophyllidea, Hymenolepididae. The record is from the annotation of a GenBank genome assembly.
AUGAUAAUAUUAGCUAAAAAUGUCAGCAAAUUGAUGUCCCUUCAACGUCCUGUAAUUUCUGGCUUCGCUACUGCGACUGAUAAGACUUCAAAAACCGAGACACCACAAGAUAAAAACCUUGCCAUCACGGAGAAGGCCAUUAAGGGCGCUGAGGAAUUGGCAAAUAAAUGGGAAAAAUGCAAUGAAGUUUACUACGGCAAAGAACGUGAUAUGGCGAACUACCCCACCAUCAAGGUUGCCGAACAGCAUCCCAAAGUUCGUCUCGGUUUUAUACCGGACUCUUGGUUCCAACUUCUCUACUCUCGCACCGGUGUUACUGGUCCUUAUCUUUUCCUCGGUGGAACCACAGCUUUUCUCUUAAGCAAGGAAUAUUGGGUUGUAGAUGGUCAUUUCUUGGAAGUUAUUCCGUUCAUCAUCAUCAUGACCUGGGGUAUUAAAAAGUUCGGUACUCAAUGCUCGGAUUACCUUUCCAAGUUCACUCAGGUUUGUGUUUAUUUCCAAAGAAUCGAUAAUUUCUAUACUAAGCCAUUGAAAAAUGUUAAUGCUAAUUUGGACAAGGCCAUCAAGUCUGCUGAUGAGGAAAUUGCCCGAGCAGCUUGUAUUCCCACUUUGGUUGCAGCUAAGAAGGAGAAUAUCGAUUUACAGUUGGAGGCAGCGUAUCGUGAAAGACUGCAGAAUGUCUACAAAGCCGUCACCCGGCGUUUGGACUACCACGUCGAGCGGGAGAACAUUCGUAGGCGUUUCCAACAGCAACACAUGGCUAACUGGGUUACAUCGGCUGUUGUUUCUGAAAUUACUCCUUCUCAGGAAAAGGAGACCCUGCAAAAAUGCAUUCAGGAUUUAAAGGCAUUGGCUGCUAAGCAGGCCGUUAGCAGGGCUUAA